Messenger RNA from Schistosoma intercalatum, 836 nucleotides. NCBI's taxonomy places the organism in Eukaryota, Metazoa, Platyhelminthes, Trematoda, Strigeidida, Schistosomatidae. The record is from the annotation of a GenBank genome assembly.
AUGGGUCAUAUUCUUACAUUAUUAAGGCAACAGUGUAAUGACAAUUACAAAAAGAUGUUGAAGGCCACAUUAUGGAAUAACAUAUUAUCAGAUUCUCAAUUAGAAAAAUAUGGUUUAAUCCCCGAAGAAGUCUACAAAAAUACAACUUUAAGCUCUGAUUCAUUUCAAACUCUUCAAUCCUUCAAAUUAUCACCAGAAAAUUCAUGUGACGAUUAUCAACAUACAUCUAUGGAUGGUGCAUUAUUGAAGCCAAACUCAGACUAUGCAAAGAAAUGUACUCCAAGAGAAUAUUUAAAACGUUUCAUAUUCCCUAUACUUUUGCCUGCCAUGGAAGCAAUGCUUGAACAAGCUAAACGAAGUCACUGUUUUGAGAAAAAACGUUUCGGAUUCAAUGGAUUGGAUUUUUUGACAUUUUAUUUAUAUAAAAAUAAUCUAUACAUGAAAGAAGAUUAUGAUCGUAAAAAUGUACAACACAUAUUAAAUAUACCAUGGGUUAUUGAAGAAUUGGAAAAACAUCCACGUAAACCAUUACCACUUAGUUUACAAUGGACAGAUGAAGAAGCAGCAAUUAAAUUACAAUCAUAUUGGAGAGGUUAUCUGGUAAGAAAAAUCCCAGAAGUUUGUGAACUUCGACAAUGGCAAAUGGAAUGGAGAAGAUAUAAUCGAUUGAAAGCUAAUCAACUGGAAUAACUUAAUGUAAAAAAAUGUCCUAAAGUUUUUCCACAAAAAAACCCCAACAAAAUACCCAGUUACAACUACAAUUUGGUAAUCUGUAAUCAGUUCUUAAUUGAUUUAUAGUUACCAGUUAUAAAAAAGAAUACUGUGAAAAAUGCAAA